Zophobas morio is the source of this 2390-nucleotide messenger RNA. RefSeq names its product lactosylceramide 4-alpha-galactosyltransferase-like. The record is from RefSeq and is a predicted model, not a curated record. NCBI's taxonomy places the organism in Eukaryota, Metazoa, Arthropoda, Insecta, Coleoptera, Tenebrionidae. Gene Ontology annotation, biological process: glycosphingolipid biosynthetic process. Bases 1011 to 2081 code for a protein of 356 amino acids. The transcript is spliced from 4 exons. Gene Ontology annotation, molecular function: hexosyltransferase activity.
UUUGUUUUGUGUCAAUUGUUAUGGAGAGGUACGGUUAUCAAGAAUCGUUCGACGAUUUUCACCUGGUGGGAAGUACUGGGUGGUACUUUUUGUAAUCAGAGUGCGUAGAGCGAAAUUUUGGAAUAUUUUGAUAUUGGGAGACAGAAAAUUUUAACAAUGACGAUGAUGGAGCAAAGUUCGCGUCGUCAACAAUCGGACAUGCCGAAAUGCGGUGUCCAGGGACAGAGUUCAUCGCACGAUUUUUCUAUUUUAUUUUCACGAGUUUGGGUAGAAUUUUUAGGAAAAUAAAACGCAAAUAGCGCAGAAUUUAUUACUUCCACUGACUAAUGACCUUAUUUCUCUAAAGUACACACACACGCAAGAUCGAUUUCACCUUCCCGCCCUUUCAAACAUUUAGCACCCCAUUUGUCAACACCAUCUUUAAAAAAUUAAUAACCCUUCCCGAUAUAUAAAAGUGUCGAAGUUUCUCACACCCUCAUAAAUCCUUCAGACUUUCCACCCCUUUAUUCCACAACACGAACGCGUCCAUUCGUGGCAAGCUUUACAUCCUCCGUGCUAGGGGUAACAGAGAACUGAGAUCAAUAAACUACCUCAGAAACAUCUGGAUUUCAGAACUGAUAUGACAAUAUAGGAAGUUGGUGUUAAAACAUGUGAUUGUUGGUAGAGAUAACGUGUUUUAUUGAAUGUGAUUGAAGAAAAUGAGAGAAUAAUGAAUAAAUUGGAUUAUAAUGGAUGUAAGAAGAAUAAAAAAUCGCUUGAUUGCAACAGAGAUGAAUUCGACUUAUCUUUGCUCACAAAUGCUCAUGUUUUUGGUUAAUUGAGAAAUCGUGUUUUUUUAAUUGUUAUGGUUGAACAACGACAUAUCAGUCGACAUAUCCGGGAAAAAAUGGAAGACAAUAAGUAGGAGCUUUGGCAGGAAUACAAAACAAGUGGAGGAGGCCUGGGGAGAAACAUGAGAUGUAUCAUUAACAUGGACAUCCACUCUCCAACUGGCUCUUUCAACCCCUAGAAUGCUCUUCUACCAACUACAAAAGAAAACCCUUCUCACAACAUGUUUAGUGAUAGCAACAAUUUACAUGAUCCAGCCUCAAAACCGCACAAUCUUCAACCAUUUUUACUAUUAUUUGUACCCGAGAAAGAGCAUACAGUGCUAUCACACCAAAUCGGAAACUCUUCCAGACAUAUCAGAUAGCAAACCUGUUAGAGGAAGGUCUAUUUUCUUCCAUGAGACAUCCUGUAAUUCGCAUUUAAACGGUAAAAUAUACAUAACUGCGCGUCAAGCAUGCGCCGUCGAAUCCGCCGCCCGACUGAACCCAAAUUUCGAGGUUAAUUUACUAUUCGCAUCCCCCGGGGUCUUCAGAUUUGAGAAUACUGAAUCCGACAGAUUUCUCCAGUCCCUGUUGAGUUACAGAAACGUCAAAAUACACCACGUGGACUACGGCCGCUACACCAAAGACACACCAGUGGAAGGACUCUACGAAAAGGGGCAACUCGAAGUGUCCUGGUACGCCCAAUCGCACGCUAGUGACGUUUUAAGAUACCUCACCUUAUACAAAUACGGCGGCAUCUACCUCGACCUUGACGUAAUCGUAAUCAGAUCUUUGGAACUCCUGGCACCUAAUUAUGCCGGAUCCGAAUCCACUCGAAACGUGGCAGCCGGUGUUCUAAGUUUUAGCCCAGAUGGGUUAGGGCACGAGUUGGCCAAACGGUGCUUGGAAGACUUAAAUGAAAAUUUCAAGGGCUACGAUUGGGGCUACAACGGGCCUGGGGUUAUCACGAGGCUACUAAAGGAUAUAUGUGGGGCUGACACGGCCGAAGAAAUGGUGGCUAGGAGGUGUCAAGGGUUCAGGGUUUUCCCCAAGAAGGCCUUCUAUCCGAUUUCGUGGUGGGACUGGGAGAUGUAUUUUGACGAGAAAGAUACCCAAAAAGUACUCAAUAUUUCGAAAAAUAGUUAUGUUAUACAUGUCUGGAACAAGCACAGCGGGAAUAAGCGGGUUGAGGUUAAGGGGAAGACGGCGUAUGCCAUUUUUGCUCAGAAAUUUUGUCCAAAGGUGGUCGAACAAUGCGGGUAUUUGUUUUAGUUGUGCUCAAAUGGAAGUGUCCAAAUUUUCUUGUUGUGGGUAUUUCUUAAUUUUGGAGACAUAUCGCUCAUUUUUAGAUUAGGUUUUCGUUGUGAUGUUGCUCAUAUCUUCAGGUCAGUCUUCAGAUGAUCGUAGGGUUAAAGUUUUGAUUUUUAUUAGUACUCAGUUUUUGAAGACUGGCCUAUUACCUAAAAGACAGUAUUCAAAGUUGUUGUGAUUGUUGUUGGAUUUAUAGCCAAGUUAGGUGGGUUGUUAGGUUUUAUACUAGAUUGUUCAGUUGAUAUUAGCAAUAAAUUUUUUCGACAAUGA